Messenger RNA from Dunckerocampus dactyliophorus (ringed pipefish), 3978 nucleotides. RefSeq names its product chromosome 17 C18orf54 homolog (gene c17h18orf54). The coding region runs from base 1323 to 2822 and encodes 499 amino acids. The record is from RefSeq and is a predicted model, not a curated record. The transcript is spliced from 17 exons. Lineage: Eukaryota; Metazoa; Chordata; Actinopteri; Syngnathiformes; Syngnathidae.
CCUGAAUGAUCAGCACCAGUAGGAAUAGGUUAUAGCCAUCACUGUCUUUUACGCCAUAAGGAUCAUCACUUGUGAGAUCUAUGAGGGUGCUUGACCACUGAUACAGUACAUUUAGUACAUAACAGUAUACUUAAAGCAGGGCAGUAUACCUGUAGUAGUAGACGUCGCUCUUGCCGGCACUCAAACCGGACUUCCUGAUCACUUCUUCCUUCUUCCAGCCGGGCGGCAGAGCAGGACAGUCGGACCUCCUCUUCUCCAUCAGCGCUGUCUUGUGGAUCCCAGGAUUCAGCCGUAGUCAACUGACCCGGAUUGUGGAACAUGAAGCCUGACUUCCUAUCCAGGAUCUUCGGUCCCACGAAGGAGGAAACGGACCCAGAGACUAUCAUACGUGUAGCCCUGGUGUUGGAGCCCAUCCAGUGGGAGGUGAAAAAGGGUGUCGGAAGCAGCGGAUGGGAUGGAGUUACCGGAGGAGUGUCCCUCCGACAAGCUGUUCAUGCCCAAGGAGUUAAGAUCUGAAGUGCUGCAAAGGGGACACUCCUCCAGGGUGGCCUGUCAGCUGGGGAUUAGACGCACACUAUUGGCGGUGGCACAGAGAUUUUGGUGGCCCUCCAUGGCGGCGGAUGUUAAGGAGUUCCUCGUGGCCUGCUCUGUUUGCACCAGAAGCAAGUCCUCCCAUCAUCCUCCUGCUGGUCUGCUGCAACCGCUUCCCAUCCCGUCCCGCCCCUGGUCUCACAUCGUCUUAGACCAAGAGGUCCCCAAUUCGCUUCUUGGGUGUGGAAAUGCUUCUGCAAGGUGUUAGGGGCGUCAGCCAGCCUUUCUUCAGGCUACCACCCGCAGACCAAUGACCAGACAGAGCAGGCCAAACAGGACCUAGAGGCGGCGCUACACUGUAUGCGACACCCUACAUCGUGGGACUCAUACCUUCCCUGGGUGGAGUACACCCACAACACUCUCGUCAGCUCGACUACAGGUAUGUCCCCGUUCAAGGUUGCCUAUGGGUAUCAAACCCCAUUGUUUCCCUCACAGGAGGCUGACGUGUCGGUGCCGUCCGACCAAGUCCAUCUUCGACGUGCCCAUAGAAUAUGGUGGGAAACACGAGCCACGCUCACCCAGAUGGCGAAACGUAAUCAACGUAUGGCAGACUGCCACAGGAUCCCUGCACCAGUCUACCGAGCCAGCCAGGAGGUGUGGCUGUCUUCCAGGGACUUACCUUUUGGCCAUAACUAGUCAGAAGCUCGCUCCGAGGUUCGUGGGGCCGUACAUUAUCAACUUUAUCAUCAGUUCCUCCUCCGUCAGAUUCAAGCUGCCACCAUCACUCAAGCAUGGACUCGACCAGCCCUGGGAGUGACGUCAUAUCUCCGGAGUCAACAGUGACAACGUUGCUGUCGAGCUCGGGACACCUUAGAAGCAGUCUGCUGAUGCCCGACCACAACAUGACCUUCAGAUACCAAGAUAAGGAGUAUGACUCAGCUUCAGCUGCGUUGGAGGCCUAUAUUGCUGACUUCGACAAAAGUCAAAACAGCAAGUCAUGGAUGGGAAGGCUGCUCAUUCCACAGAGUCCGUUGUGCACCCCAAGAAGACCCAGAAUGAGCACAUUCAGAAACAAAUCUGUUCUCAGGGAGCGUUUAACUGAGAGAGAAGUGGAUUUCCUGACCCUCCCUGUCAGUUCCCUCCGUCACCGUGACAACCAAGACAGACUCUCAAUGACAACUGAUGAGCUGCUGUCUAUUCCCCGCGAUGGCUCCAUGCCGAUCACCCACACAACCGCAUUCAUCCAAGGUUCGGGUGUCCUGUCUCAAUCUGGCAAGUCAAAGUCUCAUGCCUCAUCCAGACCAGAAGGCCGAGCAGGAGAUGACCUGUCCCACUCGCAUUUAAGCAGGAAUAGCAGAAGCUGCAGCAGGUGCAAUAAAGAAGAUGUCCCCUUUAUCAGAUGCCUAACGUGUGCGCACAGAGCAGGAAGGGAGGCAGAGAUGUCCGCAUCGCUUCAUUUGCCUGGCAGCGUCACUGGGAUCAAGGCAGACAUGGACCACACUCCAGUCAUCUGUGUGCCAGAACUGAAGUACCCAGCACGGAUCCAGUACUGUGACCUUCGUGAGCCACCGCCCCCAUCAGAGGAUGACAGCCAGACGAGUCUCAGAAAUCUCCGGCUUCAGUUUGCUGAACAGAUAUCAUUGCUUGCCUCUGAGAGAAAAAACCCAAACUCCACAGAGUCUUUGUUAAGAGGUAACCGCCUCGAGUCUUUGAUCCAGAAAGCGGAUCAAGUGGUGAACUUUCUGUCUCAGAGUUUUGGAGCAACGGAAAGUCUUGCAGAUGCUGUGUGUCAUGAAUGUGUAGAAAUUGCUCGCAUUGAUCCUGUGAGUCCAGUGAAUGGUGAAGAGCUGCAGGUCUGUUCAUCUUCAUGCUGUCCCCUGCUCCCGAUGGGGUCAGAAAGGGCAGCUGAGGGUGUCCCUGAGGAAAUCCAUCAGACUCAUGGUGGCAGUCACCAUGGUAGCAGCAUCAGUCAGCAGCCUGGUGCAUUGGAGGCUCUUAAACAGAUGAUGUUCAGACUGCAGGCUGUGGAGGCAGCGCUUCAGAAACAUCAGCAGCCACCAGCUGCCUCAGCCUCUACAGACUGGUUGCAGGGUGAGGAAGCUCCAAAGAGGCCUGACAGUGAAGCAGAGCAGAGUUUAUCUGGUGGGCUGUCACUACAAAGGGCUCUGCAUCACCUGAGUCGACUAAAGCUGCUCUUGGAGAAGCCAAAAGGAAAACAGGAUGAAGAUGAAGGAUGGCACUGUUCUUUAUCUAAUGAGAGACUGCUAUGCACUCAGCAGCACCCUCAUUGAAGGUGGUAGGUUUGGCCUGUGGAGAACCUUCUACUGAAAACAUUAUCAGCGAAGUGGUACAUACAGGCUUUACAUUAUAUGUGUAUUAUCAAGUAUUCAUAAAUUAUUACCCAUUGAUGAAUGAUAUCUUUUUUCUGCAAAAACGGCCUGUUUUUUGGAAAAAUUUGAUUUAUAUUAAAAAGUCCACAAAAUCCACAAUUUUGCAGGAGCGCGAAUGUGUGGGGAUCCACUGCAUUCAUUUUCAACAUAAGCAAUUUUCUUUCAUGGCUUGUGUCAGCUUUUUAAACAUAAAUACACAGAAUUAUGUGCAUUUUAGAGCACAUCAUGAGGGAAAUAAUGAUAUGACAUGAUAAAAUGUAAAAUAUGAAUUGACGUGAAAGAUGUGUGAUGUUCCAUUUUUCAUGAGAAAUGUAUUGUUAACCUUUUUGUGCAGCACAAAAGUACUUUGAAUUGAAUCAAAGAACAUAUAUUCAUUCAAAAUCAUUGAACUUUGUUGAGUGUUUUAUUAGAAUUUUUGCUAUUGUGACGGAUACAUCACGUCAGGCUGUAUUCAUAGAUGUUUUUAAGGCCAAAAGCCGGAUAGUGGUAUUUUCCUAGCUUGUUUUCCAUGAAGUAAUUGAAGCAAUAUAGAAAGAAGAGUUGAAUUUUAAUAUUUGACGCCUUAUUAAAGCAUUACCAUUGUGAAAUAAAUGUAAAAUGAGCAUUUAUGUGAAAUAUAUAUUUUGCCAUAAAAGCUCAUUUUAAAAAUAUACAUAAACUGCUAAAAAUAAAAUAAAGGGAACACUUAAUCACAAUCACAAAUCAAACUGUCCACUUAGGAAGCAACACAGAUUGACAAUUUCAAAUGCUGUUGUGCAAAUGGAAUAGACAACAGGUGGACAGCAAGACACCCCCAGUAAUAAUAAUAAAUAAUACAUUUGAUUUCCAUUGAUUUUUGUGUGAUUUUGUUGUCAGCACAGUCAACUAUGUAAAGAACAAAGUAUUUAAUAAGGAUAUGUCAUUAAUUCAGAUCGAGGUUGUGUCCUUUUAGUGUUUAUUUUUUUGAGCAGUAACUUUGCUGUUACUUUUCUUCCCCUGUGUAGUGAUCUCCUAACUAUAGCACAGAGGCUGAACUCAAUGGUGCCGUCUUAUUGCACAAACUUUAUUGGCCCCAAAC